AUGCGAGUCCAGUUAUUCAGCGAUAUCGCAUCAGGAGCAUAUGCUCAGAAACUGCUAGAAAUUGGUGAAGGCCUCUUAGGCACCGACCAAGAUGGUAUGAUUCCUUUCACACAGCAAUUUUGUCAUGCUGUGGAGUCAGAAGACGAACUUAUUGAAAAAGUUUUUCCGAAUAUGCAACAAAACAUUGUUGACGAAAAUUGGUUGUGUGAAAGAACCAUACUAGCACCGAAAAAUGAGACUAUUACGAAAAUAUAUAAAAAAAUCUUGGCCGAAAUAAACACCGAAACUUCAGUGUACAAUUCUAUUGACACAGUUAUGUCAUCUGAUGACACAACAAAUUAUCCCGUAGAGUUCCUUAAUUCUUUAGAGUUGUCCGGAGUACCAUCACACAAAUUGGAAUUAAAGGUAGGUGAACCUGUUUUGUUGAUGCGUAACCUGGACGCGCCAAGAUUAUGCAACGGUACUCGGUUGCGAGUUACUGAACUAGGAAGGCACAUUGUGAAGGCCACAAUUUUAACUGGAGAAGCCAAGGGAGACAAUGUUAUUAUACCGCGCAUCCCAAUCAUACCCAAUAACUUGCCAUUCAAUUUUAAACGCCUGCAGUUCCCGUUAAAAGUCGCAUUUUCAAUGACGAUCAACAAAUCGCAGGGUCAAACCUUAAAGGUAGCAGGCAUACAUUUAGGCACGCCAUGUUUUUCUCACGGAAGCAAUCACUCUGCCAAGGAGUGUCGGACACCUGUUAGGUGUAGUAUUUGCAAGCGGACUCAUCAUUCGCUAUUGCAUCCUAAGGAUGCUAAUUCAUCUGAGGAAAACAAGACUGAGUGUGUUGUUAAUUCUUCAGAAGCCGGUAAGAAACAACAACAAGUGCUACUUGCCACGGCUUUAGUCAAGACUAUAUGUAGGAAUGGUAAUGAGUACAGCAUUCGGGCGCUCCUAGACCAGGGGUCGCAGGCUUCAUUUGUAACCGAAUCUACGGUACAAUAUUUGGGUUUAAAGAAAACUGGUUUUACCAGUCAGAUAGCAGGGCUGGGAGGAAAUUAG
This is a messenger RNA of Vanessa atalanta (red admiral), 1041 nucleotides long. RefSeq lists its product as uncharacterized. Gene Ontology annotation, molecular function: aspartic-type endopeptidase activity. Gene Ontology annotation, biological process: proteolysis. The coding region runs from base 1 to 1041 and encodes 346 amino acids. Lineage: Eukaryota; Metazoa; Arthropoda; Insecta; Lepidoptera; Nymphalidae. The record is from RefSeq and is a predicted model, not a curated record. The transcript is spliced from 3 exons.